UGCUGUGGAUUUGUGUUUAUUUCCGGGGACUGGAGCCGUCCGUGGUGCCAGAGGCUCAGAUGAGCGGGAGGCCAGCGGGAGACAGAGGGACUGACUCCGCCUGACUGCGGGAACAACAUGGCUCUGCUCCAGCAUCCCCGGCCGCUGCUGGCCCGCGCCGUGCUGCUGCUGCUGCUGCUGCUGUUCAUCCUCAAGCGCGUCGACUCGCGCUCGUCGCCGAUAUCAGACCUGAAAUCCAGAAUAUCCGGCGUGGAGGAGCUCUUGGAGGAAUUCCGCAAGCAGCUCCAGCAGGAUCAGGUGUACAGGACGGGCGACGUGCUCGACUCCUGCGUGGGCGACUACAGCCCCGCCAGAGAGAGCAUCAUCCGGGCCAGGGUGUCCAUCGAGCAGGGCGCCACCUUCCUGCUGGCCCCGGAGCCGGUGUUCACCUGGAAGGACUGCCUGCACGCCUGCUGCUCGCAGCCCCACUGCACCGUGGCGGUGGUGCAGGAGAACCCGCGGCAGCCGGAGGACAGCCUCCGCUGCUACCUCUUCAACUGCACGUACCGGAGCAGGAGCGUGUGCUCGUUCGCCCCGCAGCAGGGAUUCACCACUUACACCCGCUCCGCCAACAGCAGCAGCAGCAGCAGCCGCGGACACAUCCCCGCUGCAUCCGGCGGCUCCGCCCGGAGGCCCGGCCCGGAGGAGGACGCGCAAGAGGAGGACGAGCCGCCACGCAGCGACGCCGGACAGGACGUGGUGAUCCAGCUGCCCACAGACUGGGCUGUACUGGACGGACGGGACAGCGUGGACGACCAUGGCAUCAACCACUACGAGUGGACACUUGUGAAGGGUGACACGGCCAUCAAUAUGAAGUCGACCCACCCAGGGUUGCUGAAGGUCAGCGGCCUGCAGGAAGGCGUCUACACCUUCCAGAUGACGGUCACUGACUCCUCUGGACAGAAGAGCUCGGACAACGUCUCUAUCACCGUGCUGGCACCGAAACACCAGCCAGAAGUGUGUACCGGCCACUGCUCCAACUACCAGUUCAAGUGUGAUGACGGCUGCUGCAUUGAUAUCACCUACUCCUGCGACGGGAAGCAGCACUGUCCAGACCGCUCUGACGAAGCCUUCUGCACCAACUUUGACAGCAACCGGAAGUCGGUGACCCACCCGGGGGCUUUACUCACCCCUCAGCAACCUGCAGCCCAGAGAGAGGAGACCGAGGAGGGCUCCUUGCUCUCGACCGGACGCAGGAAAUCCACCCUAACCCCGCAGGACAGGAACGUACCGGCUCCCUCUCAGAUUUCUACUGAACAGGAGGCCUCGACCAGUCAGGCUCCGUGUGCUGCAGCUCCAGUGGUUGGACCCUGCAAAGGCACCUUCCCACGCUGGUAUUAUGACCAAAAUGCUGGGCAGUGCAAACACUUUCUGUAUGGUGGUUGCCAGGGAAACCAUAACAACUUCCUCCAGGAAGCAGACUGUGUCAGCGAGUGCAUCCAGAAAAGUCCGGCUUUCAGACCUGCAAGUGUCUCGCCUCCAGUCACCAAGCAAACUGAAAUAGCUGCUCCUAAAAACUCCCAGAGCCAAGCAGUGAGUGAGACCAUCGUCUCCAAGCCGUUCAAAGCAGUGGCAGGACACCCGGGCCCGGAGUCAGGUGCCAUCCUUCCUCUGGCGCUCGGCAUCAUCAUCACCGCCCUGCUGCUGCUCAUGAUCGGCUGCCGUCUCAGACUGGUCCGCCACAAACUGAAGAAAGCCCGGCCGCUCACCACGGAGGAGUCAGAUUACCUCAUCAACGGCAUGUACCUGUAGCCAGGCGGCGAGAAUCGGCUCCGAGAAAACAGGCGGGGGCGCCGGCGCAGAGCCGGAUCCAGGACGCUUCUGAAUUUGCACUCUUUCCCUUCGCAGCAGUUUCUCUUCACUUUGUCAGGUUGGGAGCGUCCAAAGCUCUGCAGUCACGGGCGAAGCAGUAAAUCUGCUGCUGACAGACUCUGCCUUCACAGUCAGCAACACAUAAUCAGACGCUUGAAUCCAUAUUUAUAUUGUCCUCACAGAAAAUCUUGUUGUUUAUGGAUGAAAUAUCAAGUUUCCACGAUUGCUACUGAUAAAUAUGGCAAAA
Molecule: messenger RNA, 2098 nt
Organism: Salarias fasciatus (jewelled blenny)
Lineage: Eukaryota; Metazoa; Chordata; Actinopteri; Blenniiformes; Blenniidae
Gene: lrp11
Product: low density lipoprotein receptor-related protein 11
Exons: 9
Coding region: 118-1791 (557 amino acids)
Molecular function (GO): protein binding; serine-type endopeptidase inhibitor activity
Source: RefSeq, a predicted model, not a curated record